Molecule: messenger RNA, 270 nt
Organism: Staurois parvus
Lineage: Eukaryota; Metazoa; Chordata; Amphibia; Anura; Ranidae
Source: the annotation of a GenBank genome assembly
AUGAAGGAAUCUCUCUCAUCCAGUCUGUCUUCCUCGGACUUGGGUAGUUCUGUGCCUGACAAUUUACUUACUGUGAGCUGCAGCCGAAAGAGCAGACUGAAGGGGAAGUCUAAAAGCUUAAAGGAAGAGAAUCAUGGAAAAUGUGGAGCUGUAAGUAAACUAAUGGAGAGCAUGGCAGCAGAAGAGGAUUUUGAGCCAAGUCAGGACAGUAGUUUUUCGGAAAAUGAAAAUUUUCCUAUGCCUUUGCAUCCUGAACGGCCAAUCACUCCU